AUGGAUGAAUUAUUUCCACCACCACCAAAACUAGCCAAUUACAGGGCAACAUCAAGACCCGUACAUGACAGUGACAUUGCAUUUUUGAGGGAAAGGCUGAAUGACCUUGGUCGAUUUUCAGCUAUACACUGGAUAGUGUCUGAUGAGCCACCAACACCUAAACUGGACAUUCCCUGUGUAGAAGACCUUUUUUUAGUGGAGGCCUACACAAAUGCAACUGAUAAAGUGCAAUGGCUGAGGACAAACCUUACAGUAUCAAAGGAGCAGAUAGAGGAGGUUGCAAAACUGACCACAGGACAGAGGACUAAUCAUUUAUGGGCAUUGGUUCGAAAGAAUCGUUUGACAGCAUCAAAUUUUGGCCUGGUUCUUGCUGCUAUUCGAAGGAAAAGAUUUCCACCAUCAUUAUUUAAGCAAAUAUUUGCUUCAUACAACCUAGCCACAAAGGAUGCAAUAUUGUGGGGAACCAGUAGUGAAGCUGUUGCCAGGGAAAAAUACUGUUCCUACGGAGAUGCAGUUGUGGAGGAAACAGGAGUGUGGCUUCAUGAAAGCGGUGUAUUGGGAGCAAGCCCAGAUGGUAUCAUUCGCCGUGCCGCAACUCAUAAUUACUGUCAUCAGGUGGCAGAGCUGACAGAUAUUCUUGAAGGCAUGAGGUUAAAGCCUGAGAUUUUAGAAAUUAAGUGCCCAUUCAGUGCCAGGAAUAUGACCAUCUCAGAAGCCAUUGGAUCAAUCAAAGAUUUUUAUUUAGAAUACCAAGCACAUGAGGGAAAACAAUUGUACCGGCUUAAAGAGAACCACAAGUACUAUGACCAGGUUCAAGGACAGCUACAUAUCAUGAACAAGUCUGCCUGUGAUUUUGUAGUUUGGACGACAAAGGACAUUGCCAUUGUCAGGAUUCUCCAGGACAGUAAUUGGACCCCAAACAUUGCUGAAUUGAAGGACUUUUAUUUUUCUAAAGUGGUUAAUUUGAUUCACCAGUGACUCACUAAACUGUCAACAUAUUUAUUGUACACAAUGUAGUGAUUACCCUGUUAUCUCUCUUUGUGCUACU
Pecten maximus is the source of this 1048-nucleotide messenger RNA. RefSeq lists its product as uncharacterized. The coding region runs from base 1 to 978 and encodes 325 amino acids. The transcript is spliced from 7 exons. NCBI's taxonomy places the organism in Eukaryota, Metazoa, Mollusca, Bivalvia, Pectinida, Pectinidae. The record is from RefSeq and is a predicted model, not a curated record.